AUGGAAAAUAUUAACGCUAAACUGGACCCAAGCAGAGUCUAAGUCUUUAAGAAGGUUAUCAGCGAUAAGGAAAAGUUAGAUAGAUCUAUGUCAAAGUCAACAAGUGCCAAUAGAAUCAGACCUAGAAAUUUAAGAAAUAAUACACUUUUGCAAAUUGAAUCUGAAUCUAAAAUAGAAGCAGGAGAUCCUAAAAACAUUACACUGUCAACAGUAUUCCUCCCUAAAACUGCAGCUACAAUCAAAUAGGUAGGGACUAAUGAGUCAAAGUUUGAAGAAAAUAAUGCUGUCUAAGAGACUCUAAAUUCCUAGUAUGGAGAUCAUAAGGAAUUCGAAUCCUUUAUUAGUAAGACCAUGAAUGUCAAAAAGUUUAAGGAGAAUGCAGCCUCAGUUCAAAUGAUAUAAGAUCGUCAGUUCCAAUAUAAAAAAUCUUAGCUGCCUUCUUACUAUAAUAAAAAUGAAUCUCAGAUAUCCUCAGGCAACUAUCAAUCUAGGUCUCUGACCCCAGACUUUUUAAGGAAAAAGCAAUCUUUAAGAAACUCGCUAUCUUAAAAUGAUUUCUACAACCACUUCACCAGGAAUUCUAUCAAGAUUACUUCAAAUAAUAUCAUUCAAGCACCUCUACUAAUAUCCAGUGACGACUUUAAAAUUAGAAAACUAAAUCCAAACAAGCUUUACAAGGCUCUCUAGUCUUAUUAUUAGUAGACAUUUGAAUAGGAUUAAAGCUUUGAAGACUCUAAGCAUGCUGGUUAUCUUUUUAAUAAAGAUGAUUUGGUGCAACUUAUCAAAAGCAAAGAUGCCAAUAAGAUCCAGUCUUUACUCAGAUAAAGAAACUAGGGGUAUUAAGAUAGAUUGAAAAAAUGGAGAGAUUAUAGAGAACAACAGCAAAAAGAGAUGAAUAAAUCCUAGGAUUUCAGUAAUGCAGACUUGGGAUUUUUAAAUGAUAUGAAAUUUUUGGAAACAUUAAAUGCCAGUGGGGAUGAAAUUUAGUAUAAGGACAUAGAGAAAUUUAGAAUAAAACUUAACUAGAUAAAUUUUGAAGGAUAUGGAGAUAAGAAUGUUGGAACUAAAAAUGAGCAUGAAGUUAUUACUGAGGAGAAUAGUAUGUUAUUAGUUUAGGAUGAGGGAAUUUAAUGUGAGCCAUCAAGAACAUCAGUGAGAUAGAAAAGCUCAGAGAUGAGAAAGUCAAUAGGCAGCUUUCAUGAUUUUCUUUAAAAAUCAUAUAUGGAUAAGGCUAUUGAACUUGGCUCGCUGACUGAGAGAACUUAAAAGCUAUAAGCUGGACUGAUUGUGAAGGGGUUUAAUCCUAGUAAUGCUAAAAGCAGUCUCAAUCUAAAUCAAAGUGAGAAUGGUUUUAAUUCAACGUUCAAACUUACUAAUAUCUAAACCUCAAGGGAGUCGACUAAAUAAAAUCCAAUUAGAGAAAGAAUUUAAAUAAGUACUGUUACUCCUACUAUUUAUGAUCAAAUCUCUGAUGAUUAAUCGUCUCAAUACUACUAGCAAUAAAGGUAAUAGCAUUUUUCCUAGAUGUAUCUACCUGAUCUUAAACCUCAGAUUACUGAUAUGGCAAUGUCUUAGUAGUCACAUAAAAAUUAUUUGAAUGGUUCAUAGUCUAAUAAUAACAUAAAGAAGCUAAACUUCUAGUUAUUGAAUGAAUAAAUAAACAUCGGCUUAGAUCAUGCUAAAAUCGGUGAUUUUUUGUAAUCAAGAUCUAUAUUAGUCAAAGACGAGACUUCAAAAGCAGGAUAAACUAGUUUUCUAAAUGUGAAAAUUAAGCAGUAACCAGAUGCCCCAACCUAUGGAUAACUAUUAACAGAACGAUAGUUGAAGUCAAAUUAACUCAUUAGAAGAGAUGGAGUUCUUGUAACAAAAGAUGAAUUGAAUUAAAAAAGAAAGUAGGUUAUUAGCAAACACCAAAAUCAGUCACUGAACUCAACUUAACAGUUGCAAUCGUAAUCAUAAACUAAUAUGCAAAGGUUGAAAUCAGCUGCCAUGAUGGUUAACAAGACUAUGAGAAAAGAUAUUUAUGAUCCUAUUGUAAUGCGAAGAGACUUCAACAAUGUUUAACUAAUAGGAAAUUAGAGAUAACUAACUAUGGGUCAGAGCAAUAGGAAAUUACCAGGCUUUAUAUAUCCUCUGAUAAACAAUGAAUGA
Molecule: messenger RNA, 2151 nt
Organism: Stylonychia lemnae
Lineage: Eukaryota; Ciliophora; Spirotrichea; Sporadotrichida; Oxytrichidae
Source: the annotation of a GenBank genome assembly